Lingula anatina is the source of this 1178-nucleotide messenger RNA. Its product is annotated as 14 kDa fatty acid-binding protein. Gene Ontology annotation, molecular function: lipid binding. NCBI's taxonomy places the organism in Eukaryota, Metazoa, Brachiopoda, Lingulata, Lingulida, Lingulidae. The record is from RefSeq and is a predicted model, not a curated record.
AUUACGUGUCGUAGUGAAGAAAGCACUUUGCGCUGGCUUAAAUCGAUCUCUUCUUGUCGCCAUCCAAACAACUUUAAACGAAACUCGAUGGGCCGGUUGCUAUUUGCUUUUUAACGUGCCUCAGUGUAUAACAGGGGGGUUAAUAUAAACCUCUUAUUCAACCGCUCCCUGUGCAGAACUAAAUCAGAAAACGUUGCCCGUCUGCAAGAAAAGACAGUCAUUAUGGACGCUUUUCUAGGAAAAUGGAUCGCCAUAAAGGAUGACGUAGACUGGACGCCAUUCAUGAAGGCGGCUGGCAUGACCGAAGAUCAAAUCCAAUUCUUCAUAAAAAACGACAAGGAAAAUGAUACCAAAGUCACCUUUAGUCAAGAAGGAGAUAAGUACGUCUAUCACUCCGACUCUGGUCCAAUGACAUACACAAUCCAGUUUCAGCUUGGAAAGCCUUUCGACGUGAAGCUGAAGGAGGGCAUGGGUGUCAAGGGUGUAACUACUUUUGAGAAUGGGCAGUUAAAGACGGAGUCGCAAAUGACAAAUUGCAAACCUACUUCACACAUCAGAACAGUUAGCGGUGGUAAAAUGAAAAUUGUUUCAACGGCCGGUAAUGUGACACUUGCUAGAGAAUUUCAAAAGAUGUAGGUAACCGCCGAGGCUUCAGAUACGACGAACAGGAAAAUAAUUGUUGAUACGUGUGCAUGCAUGUUAGUCAUGUUGUUUUCUACAGAGACCAGUACACGUUUUUGAAGGAGCCUACAUCUCUUUUAUUGCUAAAUACUAAAAGCGCACAAUCUUUUUUUCGCGACUCCAACAGUCCCUAGUCAGCCUAGACUCCCCAAGAAAUAAAGGCGGCUUUGUUCACACUAGACGCGUGACUCACGAGCAAACUGACAAAGUUAAAUCACUUUGAAGCAUGUCACCCAGGCACAAGUCGGUGGAUUGAGCAAUGUCUAUUAGUUUGCAUUCCUUGCUGUUAUCCAAAGAACACACAUUACUCAGCGCACUUAUUUUGUACUUUGUAAGCGCUAUCAUGUGUUUGUUUUGCCCCAGACAGUGAAGAUUGUGAGUUCAUGGUGAUGGUAUAUUUUCCAUCCGUGUCAAAGCCACGACCCUGACAUUGUAUGUAUGCAGCAAAUACUCAAAACGUGAGGAUUUGAAAUUGCUUGAGAAUUCUCUUUUUGUAA